Messenger RNA from Mya arenaria, 270 nucleotides. RefSeq lists its product as uncharacterized. Lineage: Eukaryota; Metazoa; Mollusca; Bivalvia; Myida; Myidae. The coding region runs from base 1 to 270 and encodes 89 amino acids. The record is from RefSeq and is a predicted model, not a curated record. The transcript is spliced from 3 exons.
AUGGCGGCACCUGCUGAGGAAGUCAUGACCUGGGAGAGGGAUGUAUUUCCCAACCCAGGCAAAGUCAGACCAGAAGAUGUCAAAACUGUGGCAAAAGGACCUCCAACAACCAAGUAUUUUGAAGUGUCGUUUGUGUCAAAGGAUGUUGGGAUUACCCCACAUUUAAUUUAUUUUGAGUGUGUAAGUCAGGCUUUAAUGACGAUGCGGGGACGUGCGUCAAUGUGCCUGAGAUGUAAAUGUGUUGGACACGUAAGGAGCUCCUGUCCGUAA